AUGUAUGUUUGGGUAAAAUCUGUAGUGUACCUUGCAAUCUUUGGCGGUGUCGGAUACGGCCUGCUGGAGCUGACGACACCGAGCGAGGAUAAGCUAAAGCAGUUCCGCCAGCCGGGCCUGGAAGCGGAGGAAAAGGGCAAGAAGGCACUGUUUAUGAAGAAGAUCCAGGAGGCUAGCCGCGAGGAGCCAAUUUAUCUGAAGAAAAAGAGCGACUAA
This is a messenger RNA of Anopheles merus, 216 nucleotides long. RefSeq lists its product as uncharacterized. The transcript has a single exon. Gene Ontology annotation, biological process: mitochondrial respiratory chain complex III assembly. The record is from RefSeq and is a predicted model, not a curated record. The coding region runs from base 1 to 216 and encodes 71 amino acids. Lineage: Eukaryota; Metazoa; Arthropoda; Insecta; Diptera; Culicidae.